Molecule: messenger RNA, 1118 nt
Organism: Saprolegnia diclina VS20
Lineage: Eukaryota; Oomycota; Saprolegniomycetes; Saprolegniales; Saprolegniaceae
Exons: 1
Coding region: 44-994 (316 amino acids)
Source: RefSeq, a predicted model, not a curated record
CCGAGUCCAAGCUCACAGUCUCAUCGCUCCCGGCUUGCACACGAUGAUGGAAGACGCACUCCUGGCCACCGCGGGCUCCUUGCUGCUGUCGCUCCUCAAGAUCGCGCUGGCCUGCGCCAUCAUCGCUGCAACACUCGUCGCCCUGAGCAGCCUCGCGUCACCGACGGCUACCGGUGCAGCCCCAGCUCGACGGGGUCGCGACGAGCCAGACGCGAGCGACCUACGCACCCAGAUGGCCUCGAACUCUGCCAAGAUCCAUGCACUUCACGACGCGGUCGACGGGAUGGCAGCACAGCGCAACGCUGCGGAUGCGACUCAUGUGAAAACGCUCACGGACCUCGCUGCGCGCAUGGCCGCCGUCGACGUCCGUAUCGAGGUCGCCUUGAAGUCGGCGACCAACAUGUACGCAAUUCCCCUCACGGCGCUCAAGCGACAGGUAGCGUCGAUCGAAACGGCUCAGACGAUCCUGGACGCGCGACUGGCGGCAGCGCUCUCCCACGGCAAUACUGCGGUGGCCCGCGUUGAAGCGCGCUGCAUGGGCUUUGACAAAGCAGCGGCCACCAACGACGCCUUCCGUGCCGAGUUUGGAGGCCACGUUCGCGCUCUCGAGGCCAAAAUCGAUGCCAUGUCGACGGCGUUGAGUGCGCUGCAGUCCCAACAAGGCAUGCCUGUCCUUUCUGUGAGCGCCAAGCCCACUGCGACCACACCGCCGGGGUUUGAGGAGUCGAAGCCAGCUACACCGUCUCCGCCAUUGGAACGUUCCCCUCUUCGUACAACACCUGCCUUCACUUCGUCGCUCCGUCGAAGCCUUGAGGACGACAGCGAGGACGAGAACGAGGUAGACCUUCCUACUGCAACUGGUAGCGUCCACCAACGCGGUGCCAAGCCGAAGAAAGGCCAUCGCGGCCGGUCGGCCAAUGCCAUCGCUCGGCGCAACGCGAUUAGCAUGAGCCGCCUCGUCGCCAAGCACAUGGCCGAACACGUCUUGGAGUAAGCUCCGACCCUCGUCCCGACGAUGCCACGAUCCCAGCUUGGUCCGUGCGCCUUGCACCUUGGCGCCGUCGUGCCAACCCUUGGCCUCGUACGUAAAACAUGAUAGCGCUCCCUUUUGCAUGCGA